AUAUUCACCAAGGUUGUCACCCAGGUUGAUCUACCAUGCGCCUCGGUUUCGUAUAGACCACGUUCAAGGAUAUGUCAGCACCACGUCGCAACAUCGAAACCUACUAAUCACGACAAACUACAGAGUGAGAACGCUAUAGCAUAAGUACUACAGAAUCUCCCCCAUCACUAAACCAGUCACCACCCCAAUGGCCAUAUCGAUUCCUAGAGCUUAGCUACUCCUACACACAUCGUAGUCCGCCUCGACGGAGAGUUUAUGGGAAAUCUUUUCAACAUGGCAUCGACAGUCGAGGAUAUUUUUUCUCUCUUGCAAGAGCCAUACGCGCUUCCUGCAGUUUACUCCAUCGCCGCAUUAUCUAUAUUAUAUCUUCUCUAUCUUUGGGUUCUGCCAAAACCCAUCCCUGGUAUUCCCUAUGAUGAGAGUGCCAGACGCAACCUCUUAGGCAAUCUUCCUGAGAUUCGAGAGUAUGUACGCAAGACCGGACGCCUACGGCCAUGGAUAACUUCGCAUCCAGCUCGACUCAACUCAGCCCUGACGCAAGUCUGGCUAGGUCCAUUCCAAAAGCCGGCUCUGAUUCUUGCUGAUUUCCAAGAAACUCAAGAUAUGCUACUUCGACGAGGCAAGGAGUUCGAUCGGAGCAAAAGGAGUUACGACAUCUUCCGCGGUAUUAUUGAAUAUCAUCACAUUUCCAUGUCUUCGACCGAUCCACGGUUCAAAGGGAAUAAAGAACUCGUAAGAGACUUAAUGACGCCAGGUUUCCUAAAUGAGGUUUCAGCGCCACAAAUCUAUGCGAAAACCAUGACCUUGAUCGAGCUAUGGGCACUUAAGUUCCGUCUUGCCGGUGGCCAUCCGUUUGAAGCGAAGGAAGAUCUUUCGGACGCAGCAAUCGACAUGAUCAACGCCGCCGCUUUCGGUCUGGAUGAGAGCAUGAGCACGGUCAAGAGUCAACUAGAUGCACUUACCGCCUUGAGUGGCCAGAAGUUCUCGGCGAGUGCGGAUGGCUCAGUCGAAUUCCCUCGCGUACCUCAAAAGCCGGAAAUAACGGCGAUAAGAGCUCUUGGGACUCAUCUUGGAGAGCAGUCUCACAGCACAAAUCCCAAAUUCAAGCACUACUACAAGUUGCUUUUCCAUCCUACCUUCACUAAUGACAUCGCACUGAAAGACAAAUUAAUCCAUGAUGAAAUUGAAAAGGCUUUAGUACGUCUGCAGGGAGAAGAGGGUGAGACCCGCUCGGCUAUGGACCACAUUAUUCAGCGAGAGAUCAAUUCGGCAGCCAAAGGGGGAAGAACACCCAGCUUUCACUCUAGAAGGGUUUAUGACGAGCUCUUUGGAUAUUUCCUAGGAGGUCAUGAGACCAGUUCAACAGCCCUAUACUGGAUCGUUAAAAAUUUGGCCGACUACCCUGAAACCCAAGAGAAGCUGAGGUCAGCACUCCGAUCGGCAUAUGCCGUGGCAUACAAAGAGGGUCGCCAGCCAUCUGUUACAGAAAUUACUAAGAACGCAGUUCCAUAUCUCGAUGCCGUGAUUGAAGAAUCUCUUCGUAUCAAUAGCCCGUUCCCGCUUACAACCCGACAAGCCAAAGUUGACACUAUCCUACUCGGUCGCAAGAUCCCUAAAGAUACAAUGGUCUUUCUGACCUGGGACGGGCCAGAUUUCAAAAGCCCCGGGAUCCCGGUUGAGGAGGACAUGCGUAGCGAACGCUCUCGUCAAAAGUAUUUGAUCGGACACUGGGAUCCUACCGACGUGCACCUAUUCAAGCCUGAGAGAUGGCUCAAGGUAGAUGAGGACGGUAAGGAAGUUUAUGAUUCCCAAUCCGGUCCUAUCCUCGCGUUCGGUCUUGGUCCAAGAGGAUGCUUCGGCAAGAGACUUGCUUACCUCGAACUGCGUACUGUCCUCGCAUUACUCGUUUGGAACUUCCAAUUCAACGUGCCGCCUGGAGAGCUUGGUUCGCGCUCGGUAUAUGACAGCUUUACGACAGCUCCCCUCAAUUGCUAUGUCGCGCUAUCGAAAGCUGACAAAAGACUAUAAAUGCGGGGACUAUUAGGAUGGGUUACAGCGUUGAUCGCAUGCUUAACUUGAUAUCAGAGAAAAGACAUUGAACAUUGAGGUGCCUAAGCCCAACUGCUUCAACUUUAGUCUAGGCCUCCGCUUUAGCAGCCUCGAAAUUCUCAUACUGUACAAUUAAAUCUCAAGUAUUUUCUUUUCUCGAUGAAUAUUAAUAAUAAAUUUCGGCUGUCUCCCCUUUGGCCCCCAAAUUGAUCAUCUGCCGAUAGUGUCGGAGAUCAGCACCACCUGGUAAUGUCCGUCCACGUCGGUGGCGUCAAUCUCAUGAAUUCUG
Molecule: messenger RNA, 2338 nt
Organism: Hypoxylon trugodes
Lineage: Eukaryota; Fungi; Ascomycota; Sordariomycetes; Xylariales; Hypoxylaceae
Product: cytochrome P450
Exons: 4
Coding region: 256-2028 (590 amino acids)
Molecular function (GO): heme binding; oxidoreductase activity, acting on paired donors, with incorporation or reduction of molecular oxygen; monooxygenase activity
Source: RefSeq, a predicted model, not a curated record